Molecule: messenger RNA, 879 nt
Organism: Protopolystoma xenopodis
Lineage: Eukaryota; Metazoa; Platyhelminthes; Monogenea; Polystomatidea; Polystomatidae
Source: the annotation of a GenBank genome assembly
AUGAACACGUUGCCGGUGGAGGGAGGCAGCGAGACGCGAGAGCGCAACCGCAGUACCAGCGUGAACCCGGCCGUGGGCACGGCCAACUCGAUGGCCGACACCGACUGUACCAGCCGAGCGCCCGAUUCGCGGAUGCGCUACGCCGUCUCCGAGUCCGACUGCGUCGAUGCACACGAACAAGGCGUCCACGUCGUCUGGACGGCCGACAUGAAGAGCAUGGGUCGUCAAGCCGACCUGUUGCCGGCCGACUUGCAGCUCGUCCGCGGACAGGCGACCGUCGUCACGGGCCAGCGCUUCGGGCCCGGCAGCAUGCCCGACUCGGUGCGCAUGUUUGAGCAGGCCGCGGCCGCGGCCAAUGAAGCUUCCGUUGCCGCGGCAACCGGUACCAGCGCCGCCGACGUGGCCUGCGUCAAAGGGGACCUCGAGUUUCGCGCUGCCAUGCAACGAUUGCAGGCUCUGCUGCAAGUCCGCGGCGCCACACGCGCCAGCGUCCUCACCUUCGGCGGUACCAACCGCGCCUCAAUCUCGGCCACAUCGCCGUCCACGCAACCGGUCGGCAUGGCGACGACAAACACGGUGGCCAGUCUGGCGAAUGGGCCGGAGCAGAGUUAUGCAACGUUGCUGCGCGGUCAGCUGAAGAAGACGACGUACACUGGGCCGCUGUUGCGCAGUCGACAUGUGAACACGUUCGGACGUGUCGACGCGGAGCAACGCCGUCCCGAACAGACGGUGCUGAUGAACGCGAUGGCGCGUCACUUGGAUCAGCCGAUCGGCAGCGCCGAGGCAGCCUCGCAACCGGCCGGACGGAUCAUGGCCUCGUUCAGUUUGACGUGCCAGACGAACCAAACCGGCCAAACCGGCCAGACCGGCCAGACCGGC